GAACUAAGCUGCACUCAUUGCAUGGUCUUAACCCACAACAAACAAAAUCAUUCAUGUGUAUCUGUGGAGGAAGUCGCUCAGAAACAAAGAGAAAUAUUGGAAUCAAGUUCCGCCACACUUGAUGAGAAAUUAUCUGAAGGAAAGAAAGCAUUAAACAACAUCUCUGGCGUCAUGAAAUCUCUUGAAGAAAAUACUUCAGCUACCAAAGAAAAAAUCAAGCAACAAAAAGAAAAUAUCGCCAAGAGUGUGGUCGACAAACUGGAUGAAAGAGCGAAAAAAAUGUAUGAGGAAGUUGAUGAGAUUCAUGAUGAAUUACACACUGAACUGAGCCAGCAACAUGACGAAAUUAAGGAGUAUAUUGAUAAAGUACAAGGUAAUUUUAGUCGUAAAGAGGUAGAUUCUUGGACACUAAUGGUUUACUAA
This is a messenger RNA of Paramuricea clavata, 423 nucleotides long. NCBI's taxonomy places the organism in Eukaryota, Metazoa, Cnidaria, Anthozoa, Malacalcyonacea, Plexauridae. The record is from the annotation of a GenBank genome assembly.